Molecule: messenger RNA, 2187 nt
Organism: Athalia rosae (coleseed sawfly)
Lineage: Eukaryota; Metazoa; Arthropoda; Insecta; Hymenoptera; Athaliidae
Gene: Jhe
Product: venom carboxylesterase-6-like
Source: RefSeq, marked provisional
AGCUUUUUCGCGUACCCACGGAAUGGGGAGAAGCGAUCGUUAGCGGUCGUUCGUUAAAAGUAGAGUACGACCUUCAGGAAACUUUUUGAAUGUACAUAGUGUCCGUGUUUCAGACCUUACAGUUGAUGUAAAAUAUUUGGUAGAAGAAAACGUGCGACAAGAUGCAGUUAGCGAGGUUGAUUUACGCGCUCAUUAUAUUAUUAUCCGGAGUUGCUUUGUGUCUCGCCGAUGAAUCGCUCCCAAAAGUUGUUACCUCUUUGGGGAUAAUCGAAGGGUAUUUUAAGACCUCCAAUGCCGGGCGAAAAUAUGAGGCCUACGAGGGAAUUCCCUAUGCAAGACCACCCGUCGGAGAACACAGAUUUAAAGUCCCAAAAAGCAUUUCUUCAUGGACGGGAACUUUGAUGGCGAAAAAGUAUUCAUCCCUUUGUCUGCAAUACAAUCAUUUCCCGUUAGACCCCAAUAACAGGGUCGAGGGUUCCGAGGAUUGUCUUUACUUAAACGUUUACGCAGCGAUUAAAACUCAAUCAUCCAAAAAUGAUUUGUUACCGGUCAUAUUUUACAUUCAUGGAGGAGCCUUUACAUUUGGAAGUGGAAUCUUCUACGGGUCAAAGUAUUUGUUAGAUAACGACGUGAUUUUCGUCACGAUAAAUUACAGACUUGGACCUCUUGGUUUUCUGAGUACGGAAGAUGAGACUGUUCCUGGGAAUAUGGGUCUCAAAGACCAAUCGAUGGCCCUGCGUUGGGUAAAAGAUAACAUUCUAUACUUUGGCGGGGAUCCUGAAAAGAUCACGAUUUUUGGUCAAAGUGCCGGUGGUGCUAGCGUGCAUUAUCAUUACAUGUCGAAACUUAGCGCAGGAUUAUUCCGGGGGGGAUGGUCGCUGUCUGGUUGCGCGCUGGAAUGUUGGCCACAGACUGAAGGGGCUUUGGAAAAAGCGAAGAAACUUGCAAAUAUCGUAGGAUGUCCUUCUGACAAUGUCAAAACUAUGGUGAAAUGUUUGAGGAGUCGACCAGCUCACGGAAUCGUACAAGCUGUUGGAAAUUUCAUGCCAUGGUUGUACAAUCCUUACACUCCUUUUGGACCAGUUGUUGAGAAGGGUGGAAGCGACGGAACAACUUUCAUAGAUCGAUCACCGAUCGAAAUAAUAAAUUCUGGUGAUAUCAUGGACGUUCCUUGGAUUACUGGGAUUACUAGCGAGGAGGGUCUCUACCCCGCGGCUGACUUCGUAGGGAACGAAAAGCUUCUGGAGGAAUUAAGGAAUAACUGGGAGACAUUUGCUCCUCAUCUUCUAGACUUUAACUGGACGAUUCCAAAGACGGAUCAUGCGAAGGUCGCGAAUCUGAUUAAAGAACAUUAUUUGGGAUCAAGUCCGAUCGGUAAAUCGACGGUUAAUCAGCUAAUACAAAUGAUAGGAGAUCGAUUAUUCGUUUACGAUUCAGAGGAAGCUGCAAGGCUGCAGGCUCGAGUCACUCGAAGCCCUGUCCGAUAUUAUUACUUCACUUACAGAGGUGCUCACAGUCUAAGCGAGGAAAUGAGCGGUACUACCGAAGAUUUUGGGGUAAGCCACGCGGAUGACCUUGCGUACGUAAUCGAUGUACUUUUUGACUCAUCAACGACGCAGAAAGAUCGGGAUAUGCAGAAGCUGCUGGGUAAUCUCUGGGUGUCAUUCGCUACCAAGGGUUCACCAGACCUGGGGAUAGAGUGGCCAAAAGUAAGCCCAACUUCGAACGCGUUCCCUUACCUUUACAUCGCUGGACCAGCGGAAAUUGAAAUUAAAGAUACUUUAGAAAUUGGAGAAAAGAAAUUCUGGCGCUCUAUCGAUUUUCGCGAAAAUAGUUUCAAUCCCAACAGAAAAUCUGAACUCUAAUUUUACAUGCCUAUCUCGACGUGCUGUAAAUUCAGUGCAUGUAAUAAUUAAGGAUUGUAUUUUAAAAUAUUAACGAUGAUGACUACGCUCCCGUAGUUAUUUCGUGGAUUGCAAUAUGAUAUCCAAAUCGUCUCAAAGUUGCCCUAUUGAAGCAACUGUGUCUAUACGUAUGUUAAAUGUUUUUACACUUUGUCAUAGGUGAAAUUUUUCUAAUUGUGAGUUUGAUCUGCUGAACCCUGCCACCGUCGGUUCGCUGAAUUCAUGCUCCUUAGGGAGCGGUUAAAAUAUUGAGGAUAAUAAUAAAAAUUGACGUAAUUUUUGA